AUCAAAUUUAUCGAUAGGCAUCGAACAGCUGACUGCGAAAGAUAUUGGAUUGCCGCAUCACGGAUUGUUGACAAAAUCGAGUGUUUUUUAUGUUUAAGUGAAUUUCUGAAAAUGGAAAACUUUUGUCGUACUUGCGGCAAGACUAUUAACUUGGAUGCCGACAACUGCUUAAAAAUAUAUUCUCCCUUGGCACGUCCAUUGCUAAGGUGCGUUCGCAACAUAACAAACUGCUGGUUGGAAAAUAUAACAGGUGGACCUAUUUAUUUAUGUUUCGCUUGCCAAAGACUGAUAAAGAAGAUUGAUGCGUUUCGAAAACGGUGCGCCAAAAUCGAAGCCUUUCUAGCGAAACGCAAAAGAAAACGUGAAGGAGCAAGUGUAUUACCAUCAAACAGAAAUGCAGAUCCACUGCAAAUUGAGGCAUUAGAGUCAAAUGAUCUUGUUGUGAAGGCAGACCCAGAAACAAACUGUGGAGGAAGUGAGCAUAAGACACAGCAAGAGCAUGUGGCGAAUUCUCGUGAGAAUGUUUUGGAUGAGAAGCAACCUGAAAGUGCCUGUAGUUUGGAAGAAACACAAAGCAAAAAACUGAAAACUGACACGCAAAAAUAUGCAAUGCGUGUGGGUAAACGAACAAUGUAUAUUCGGCUAACCAAUGAGAAGCAACCAAAGCGCAUUGUCGAUCGUGAACGCCAAUGGUCAUCAGCCCAGCCCUGCAUAUGUGAGCACUGCGGACGCCAGUUUAAAGAUGGCAGUAAUUUAAAUGUACAUCUGUUGCGCCACACCGGCACUAAGAACUACGAAUGUAAUGUGUGCCAUGAGAAAUGCUAUACAUUACAUCUGCUGCGGCGCCACAAGCUGAAGCAUACAGAAGGUCCAUACCAGUGCACAUUUUGUGGUCUACAGUAUAGCACAAAUAGUUCACGCGUGCGACAUGAGCGUGAGGCAUGCAAAAAAGGCAGAGCCCCACAGUCUAAAACGGAGAUAAUUAAACGUGGGGAGCGCACUUUUCACUGCGACACCUGCGAUCUUUGGUUUCUGCGCGCAGGUAAUUUAGCCCAGCACAUGAAUUCUUCAAAUCAUAUUACCAAUGAGCGCCGCAAGCAACGCAAAUCUCAAUCGAAGCUAAACAAACUGAAAGCUUAAAAGUAUUUUACAUAGAGUUUAACAUUUAUAAAAGCAUUAAAAUUACUAUAGCUAAAAGUC
Drosophila busckii is the source of this 1200-nucleotide messenger RNA. Its product is annotated as zinc finger protein 510. Gene Ontology annotation, molecular function: zinc ion binding. Gene Ontology annotation, cellular component: nucleus. NCBI's taxonomy places the organism in Eukaryota, Metazoa, Arthropoda, Insecta, Diptera, Drosophilidae. The coding region runs from base 112 to 1140 and encodes 342 amino acids. The record is from RefSeq and is a predicted model, not a curated record. The transcript has 4 exons.